Dujonia railenensis is the source of this 2808-nucleotide messenger RNA. The record is from the annotation of a GenBank genome assembly. Lineage: Eukaryota; Fungi; Ascomycota; Pichiomycetes; Serinales; Debaryomycetaceae.
AUGAUUAGGAGGGGGAUAGUUGCUGGCGCUUACCGUCAUGAAGUGCUUUCAGGUCAGAGGCUUUUUAUACGAUCAAAAUCAAAAUGGUUUAAUCCCUUAAGUAGAUUUAGCAAUAAGUCCAACAAGCAGGAACAUUCUCCACAAUCAAAUCAACAAGUGCUGAAUAAGAGUCAUAUGGUAACAAUAGAAGAGCCGGAUAAUUCAUAUACUAGUGGAUCUGGAAAGGAAGCUAACCACGCAUCUCUUGUUCGCGACUUUAACCAUUACCUUAGGACUGAUAUUCCAGAUAUCCUCCAGCAGAAGAUUCUCACAGAUAAGUUGAGCCAGUACAUUCGAGUAGUGCCUGAUUUUGGUAGCGAUAAAACGACUAUUCCGAUACUUAAUAAGGUUUUCUUAAGAUUGUACACGCUCCAGAAUAAUGAGAUUGAAGGGACUUUAUCAUUAGACGAGCUUUUAAUCUUAUUCGAGAAGUCUACUUUGGCAGUCACCAACGAAUCCAGGAGUAACUCAGAGAAUUUCUAUGUUCCAAAGUAUCUUGCUCUUUUGGCAAGGCAUUUCUAUACCCAACCCAACGAUGACGGAAAGAUUCCGGUAAAGAUUUUCGUUUAUGUUGUUGAAUUAGGUAGUUCUAUAAUUAAGAAUUCCUCAUUGAAAGAUUCACUACAACUAUUGUUCAACAACAAAAAUUUGAAGCUCUCCGCGGACUUUACAAGCUCUUUAAUUAAAUAUCUAACUUUUAAGAAGAGACUUUCCAUCGUAACUUUCCAAGAAAUCUUCCAAUCCUCUGUAAAUAGUGGAAGAUUUCUAGAGCUAAUCGAUGAUGAGUUUUUCGAUACUUUCAAUGGAUACGUAGAGAACUUAUACAGGGACACCCCUCCACUAGUACACGAGUAUAAGAAUUUAGAAAGGAACUUGGAAACGGUACAGCAAGUUACCAAUCAAAUUAUAGAGACCUUGUUAAAAGAGGGUGAGAUUGGUGUUGACUUCAUUGGUGUAAGUUCAUAUUUGAAAAUGGCCAAAUUGUCGCAUGAGCUAGAUUCAGUAAGUAUGAAUACUGGAUUUCCCAAUGGAUCUACAAAGACCCUUGAGUUUCUUGUCGAAAAUUCUGAAAACUUGGAGCUUUUGUACGAAGAGAUCAGAAGGGAAAUCUUCAAGCAAAACUUGGACGAAGAAUCACUAGCUGAAGUGUUGUUGAUCACAUCAUGGGGCAGUACCAAGUUAAAUUGUUUAGCAAACAUGUUAAGUGAAUAUAUAGCUUCUGAUGAAGUGAAGUUUUCAUUUGAAAUCAGGUUGCAAGCAAAGUUAGGGAUACUUUUAAGUGGUGCGGAUGGCUCUGAAAGUGAAAUCUUCGAAUUUGUAGAAAAAAGCAUAAGUGAAAUGAUUGCAAAAGAGGAAGAUAGUGCUAAGAAUAAGGCUGAAAAUCUACUAGACUUCCGAUCGAUACAUGCAAAAGUAAUACAGGUUGCGCUCACUUCGCCAAAAAUACCCGCUAGGGGAUAUUUCACUCAGUCAUUAUUAAAUUUCUUUAAAGAAAAAUAUCAUGCUACUGAUUUCUCGGUGUAUUCGUUCAAGUACCAAGUCGAUAAAGCGGUAUCAAUCGGAAAUCAUCUACAAGCAGUUAAUGCAUUUGAGGACAGUUUAGACCAAUAUACUCAGUGGCCCACCAGCAGAGAUCCAAUGACUAAGUCCACUUUGGAUAACUUGGUGGUUUUAAUUUGUAAAGAAAUGGACAACAUUGAAGACAUAUUCCCCAUCUUCACUAAAAUAAAACAACAAAUGGUUGAUAGUCAAUGCAGUAUUGAUUCGAUAAAUGCAAUGGCAGGUAAAAUGCUUCAAGCUGAAUUUGUUGGUGAUACAAUUGAAUUUUUGAAAAGAGAGUUGCCCAAGAUUGGAAAAGAAGAUACCGAAAAGUUACCUAUGACUGAAAAGUAUGGGAACCUCUUUUCCACCUUGCACAAUUUUGUUCUCACUUAUAAGAAUGAAUCGACAUUUGAAACCAACUGGGUCUUGUACGGAGAAAUCCACAGGUAUUUCAAUGUCCCUUACGAGUAUUAUUUACCGGCAAUGAAAUUUUUUAGCGAAAAUCAGAGACAAAACGCUUCUCUUAUAAUAUUUAGACAGAUGGUUAGACUAAAUGAAUUACAUGGCCAUGGUAAGAGCACUCCUUUUUUGGCACCUCUGAGAGAUCAUUACUUACUCUUAUUUCAAGAGUUUGGAAACCAACUUUAUGAAGAUGGAGUAGCAGAAUUACAUGAAUAUAUUAAAAUGGAUGUACAUAUACCGAAGCAAGAUAUCCAGUUGCAGAAUACAAUAUUGAAUGCUUACUCCAAUUUGCAAGAUGUACCUAAGACAAAGGAUUUAUUCCUUGCAAUGUCAUCAAAUCCUAAAGAAAUCGGUGGAAUCAACGAAGAUUCUAUCCAAAUUAUGAUAAAGACGUAUACAUACAGCGAUAUUGCUUAUGUGAAGAAAUUCUGGAAUAACUUAUCUCAGUAUGGUAUCAUCCCGAAUUAUGGAAUUUUCAAACAAUAUCUCAUAGCUCAUGUUUAUCAUGGUUUAACAGAAGAAGCAAUCGAAUUGACUCAGGGGGAAAUGAGUGAUUAUGAGAUAGAAAUGUCAAGUGAUAUAUUAAUAUCUAUGUUUAACUUCUCGUUGGAACUGUCGCAACAGCAAAAAAUAUCUACCUGGGCACAGGAGCAGUACCCAUCCGAAUGGGAAACUGCAAAAUCCUCAGGUUCACUAAAGGCAACCUCCAAGUCAACUGAAGAUCCUCUGUUGAUGAUUGAAAAAGGUUACGAAACAGAGAAGUAA